Molecule: messenger RNA, 1230 nt
Organism: Cucumis sativus (cucumber)
Lineage: Eukaryota; Viridiplantae; Streptophyta; Magnoliopsida; Cucurbitales; Cucurbitaceae
Product: probable glucan endo-1,3-beta-glucosidase BG4
Exons: 2
Coding region: 10-1065 (351 amino acids)
Biological process (GO): carbohydrate metabolic process
Cellular component (GO): plasma membrane
Molecular function (GO): hydrolase activity, hydrolyzing O-glycosyl compounds
Source: RefSeq, a predicted model, not a curated record
GAAAAAAAAAUGGCCAAAGUUGUCCAAAUUGUGUUCUUAAUGGCUUCGAUAUUAAUGGCCGCUACCGUCGUCGGAGCAUACGAUAUUCUUCUCGGCGCCUACUACGGUCUUGUUGGCGACAACUUGCCUCCACCAUGGAAGGUGGUGCAACUCUGUGAACAAUACAACAUUCGUCGGGUCCGACUAGAUGUACCAGACGUGGAUGUUUUGACUGCAUUUCGUGGUGGGGCUAUUGAUGUCUCUUUUGGUAUACCAAAUAACAUGCUAACAGAUCUGGCCAAUAAUAAAGGUCUUGUAGAAGAGUGGUUUAAUACCUACGUUAAAACCUUUGUUGAUGAUUUCAGAAUCAAUUACAUCAUUGUUGGGGACAAGGCCAUCCCUAGCCAUGCCAAUUUCAUAUUGCCAAUCAUGAUGUCCCUUCAAGAUCUCCUCAAUGCAAACUAUCUUGGACAAGUGAAGCUCACUACAUUGGUUGGGUACAAUGCAGCAUUGGUCUCUAAAGACCCGCCAUCCAGCGGCACAUUCGAUCCAACCGUACGUGAGAGCAUGAGAGGCAUCCUCAAAUUCUUAGCAGAAGAAGGCUCAGCUUUGAUGGUUAGCGUAUUCCCCCAUCAAAAGUAUGAGUUCAAUGGCGGUAUAAGUUUGAACUACGCGAUAUUUAACGAGACAAAUCCAGUAGUUCAAGACGAAGGGUUGGAAUAUUACAACUUGUUCGAUGCAAUGGUGGAUGCAUUUUAUGCAGCUAUCGAAAAAGAAAUGGUUGGAGAAGUGAAUAUUGUAGUUGGAGAAACUGGGUGGCCAACUUGCGGAGACAUAUCUGGAACACAGGCCAUUGCCAAGGAGUACAACAACAAAUUUAAGAGUCAUAUUUCCUCUGGCAACGGAACACCAAGAAAGCCAAAUGUUUAUCUUGAAGGUUUCAUACAAAGUAUAUUCAACGAAGAUAAAAAACCUGAAGGAGAUUCACAAUGCUAUGGGAUGUUUGAUGUCAACAUGAAACCUAUUUAUCCAUUGUUUAGUACUGCAACAGCAGAGAAUAUGUUCAUGUCAGGAAAGAAAAAUUAGUUCAAAAUCAAACAAUUAUACAUUGUUUAUAAAAUUCAUCAUUCUUUGAUUGAAAGUCAUAUUAAUCAUUCUUUAAUCCCAAAAUUAGCAAUGUGAGAACUUAGUUAAGUUUAAGUUUCUCUGCUAAAUGAAUUUUCAAUGUUUUUUUUCUUUUUUUCAUUUAAG